Anguilla anguilla (European eel) is the source of this 1751-nucleotide messenger RNA. Its product is annotated as immunoglobulin kappa light chain-like. Lineage: Eukaryota; Metazoa; Chordata; Actinopteri; Anguilliformes; Anguillidae. The transcript has 6 exons. Bases 190 to 1029 code for a protein of 279 amino acids. The record is from RefSeq and is a predicted model, not a curated record. Gene Ontology annotation, biological process: response to bacterium.
CUCUGUGCUGUUCUUGUGCUUUUCAGCAAAGUCUAUGGUCUGCUUGGGAAGAACAUAGUUGAGCCUGAUGUGCUGGUGACAGCUCAGCUUGGAGACACUGUGACUUUCCCAUGUUUCUAUGCUAAAGAUGAUGUGCAAUGGUACAGAUGGCUUAAGCAGCCUCUUGGACAGAAGCCUGAGCAUUUGUUAAUGAUAAAAAAUUCUGAACCUUAUACUAUAGAUUUCAAUGAUUUUAUAAACAGUACGCGCCUCAGUGCUAAAGCAACAAAGGGGAGCUCGAAACUCACUGUGUCACAAGUAGAGCUGUCGGAUUCAGCCACAUACUACUGCGCUAUGGUGCUCUUCAAUGAUACCACCUUUGGAGAAGGAACUACAUUAAUGGUCCUGGGGUCAGAGUCACACGGCAGGACAGUAGUACUGCAGCAGCCCGAGUCUGAGUCAGUGCAUUCUGGAGACUCUGUAACUCUGCAGUGUACAGUACGCACUGAGACCUGUGCAGGAGAACACAGUGUGUACUGGUUCAGACAGGGCUCAGGAGAGUCCCCUCCAGGAAUCAUUUACACCCAUGGAACCAGGAGUGAUGAGUGCCAGAGGAGCUCUGGGGCUGUGUCUCCCACACAGAGCUGUGUCUACAACUUCCCCAAGAGGAACCUCAGCCCCUCUGAUGCUGGGACUUACUACUGUGCUGUGGCCACCUGUGGGGAGAUCCUGUUUGGGAACGGGACCAAGCUGGACUUUGAGGGGAAUGAACAUCUUCCUCUUUAUUGCUUGGCGGGAGCUUUGACGUUGAGUGUGAUCCUAAAUAUUGUCCUCAUUCUGAAAAUGAGAAAAAGCUGUGAGAAACGCAAAGGAGCUGCAUCAAACAACCAAGUGAGCGAAGAAGGCCUGGCCAGCAAACAGAGUCAAGAGGAAUCAAUGAAUUACGCUGCUUUGACUUUCACCACCAAGAAACCCAAAGUGAGGAGGAACAAGAGGGAAGUGGAGAAAGAAACGGUUUACUCAGAUAUGAGAUUUAGAGACCGCGAGUGAAGCUUUCCGUAAAUGCCAUCUUCGUCACAAGGAUAAUAAAAAUAUUCCCUCGCUAGAAUUGUUGAACAUCAUACUAUGUGGCUGUAAAUUUUAUUACACGUAUAGGAUUUGCCUACAGCUGUGCUUGUUCUUAGAUUCUUCUGUUUUUCAAAUACACGAAGUAAAAAUUGUGCACUCUCUGGCAGUAUCUGAUAAAUGGUCCUCAGGGUUGUUGAAUGGGUUUGGGGCAGUAGUGUAGUAUACUACUUAGGGAACACGUCCCGAUUCUCAGGUGACACACUGCCCUUUGACCUGUAUUAUUGAACAAGGAUGUUAUCCUGAACUACGUCAUGCCAUAACUGUAUAAAAUGAAAUGGUGUGCACAUGUAAAAUUGCGUGAGUGCCUGCUAAAUGCCAGUAAUGUGAUGCCACACAGAGAUGGGAAAGUGAAAUAUUAGGACUACAAAACAAGGUCAGGCUGUUAAUGUCAGCAGUGAUUCACUGAUUAGACGGAAUCCAAAUAUUUUGCAAUGUACAGUUUUUGUGAUUCAGAGCUAGUCAGUGAUAAGAAUAAAUAGUAGAUCCAUUCAUUUUGGGGUUAAUAGACAUUGUUUCAGCUGGGGAAAGUGUGGUUAUUUCCACAACUGUUUAUGAAAGGUCAAAUGCUGUCCCAACCAGUUUCCAUUCAAUAAAAUAUUCAUCACACACAGUGGGGUGCAACAGUUUGGCCACCGCUGAUCAAA